Molecule: messenger RNA, 699 nt
Organism: Lycium ferocissimum
Lineage: Eukaryota; Viridiplantae; Streptophyta; Magnoliopsida; Solanales; Solanaceae
Product: glutaredoxin-C9-like
Exons: 1
Coding region: 44-529 (161 amino acids)
Source: RefSeq, a predicted model, not a curated record
CAGUAAUUUGUUUUCGCUGUCCGCUGUCACAGGCGGAGGUAGCAUGAGCUCAUCAUCUGUUGCUGCUAGUGGCAGCAUGAGCUAUUCUGCCGCCACAGCGGGGGGCAGCAUGAGCUCAUCAUCUGCCACCGCUGCUGGUGGGACCACCAGCCUAGAAACACAACCUCCUACUGAGACCAACAACAACGUCGUGAAUGGUCAUACGAUUGCGGUGAAGUUGAUAAAGGAACAUGCUGUAGUUGUUGCAGCCACGCGCGGGUGCUAUAUGCGCCUUGUGGUGAAGCAUUUGUUGCAAAAUUUGGGUGUUAACACCACCCUUUUCGAGGUUAAUGAGGCGGAUAAAGCUGCCGUGUUGGAGGAGCUGUCCGAGAUUAAGGACGGCGAAGGCGGAAACAAUGGCGGUCCAGGGGAGUUGCCGGCGGUGUUUGUAGGAGGGAAGUUCUUAGGAGGGGUAAACAAAGUGAUGGAGACUCAUAUCUUGGGUGAAUUAGUUCCCAUGCUUCGACAAGCUGGAGCCUUGUGGCUUUGAUCUAAUUACUCAUUCUAAUGGCUUUUAGGUUGGAAAAAAAUUUGCGCGAUACAAUGUUGCUUGGAAUUUCAUUGAAAAACAAGUUAUUUUAAAUACAUGAUCAAAGAAAUGAUUUAGAUACAUGCUUUGUUUUGGGUUUUAAGGUGUGAACGGAAAAUAAGAAAAGUUAU